UCAAGGAGGAAUGUUUUGAGACAACCUGUCAAGUCAGGGGAAGAUUGAAGUGGAUUCAAGGAGCUUUGCAAGGUUAGAUUUCAUUUUCUAUUUCACUAAGUGAAACACCCACAAAUGGGUAUAUAAGGACUGGGUUCCUUGACUCACUCGCAGAGCUUUGGACCAGCUAUCUGCAGCAUCUGUACCUGAGGGUAGAUUGCAUCUCGCUCGCUCUCACUCCUUCUCUGCUGCCUCAGACAUGGCUCUUGUGCUCAGACUGAUGUUCCUCUGUGCGCUUCUCUGCAUCGCUCUCGCCUACACCGAGAAUGGUGGAAUUAUGGACUGCUGCCUGUCCGUCAGCAGGAAGAGAAUCCCGGGAAGGAUUGUGGCAAACUACCUGCGGCAGGAACCCGCGGACGGCUGCCGGAUCCGUGCUGUGGUUUUCAUCACAGUCAGAUCCAGGCGCCUGUGCGCCCCUCCUUACAAGUACUGGGUCAGGGAACUCAUCCACAUGAUAGACCAGAACGCAAAGGCCUCAUCAUGGUAGAGCUGAGCGGCUGGCGGCUGGUACAGGGAGAGACAUUGCUCCCCAUCCCCACCCCCACCCCCAGCCUCACCGUCUGCUCCCUGUUUUGUAUCACUUCCUUUUAUUGCAAUCACAGUCAGCGCCUUCCUCUCCCACCCCCACCCAUACCCCUAUCCUCAACCCCACCCAUCCACA
This is a messenger RNA of Callorhinchus milii (elephant shark), 700 nucleotides long. Its product is annotated as C-C motif chemokine 19. Gene Ontology annotation, biological process: chemokine-mediated signaling pathway; cellular response to type II interferon; inflammatory response. Gene Ontology annotation, cellular component: extracellular region. The transcript is spliced from 4 exons. The record is from RefSeq and is a predicted model, not a curated record. Lineage: Eukaryota; Metazoa; Chordata; Chondrichthyes; Chimaeriformes; Callorhinchidae. The coding region runs from base 239 to 526 and encodes 95 amino acids. Gene Ontology annotation, molecular function: chemokine activity; CCR chemokine receptor binding.